UAUUUGUAGGAGUAGCAUAAUUGUGCAACAUUCUGCUGUUGUUGAUUGCUGUAAUUAAUGUAAAUCAUGUUGUUCAUUUAAUAUUUGAUUAAUAUGUAUGUCCUUAUUUUGCCCAAGAGUGUCAUUUUAGGGCGGUUGAAUAACUAGGCAUUUAAUGAUUUAUAGUAUUACUAAUACUAAUAUUAUAAAGUUGGUACUUAAAGUCUUAAGUUAAACUAGUUAGUUAACCCAAAAUUGGCAUAAAUUUAUUUAAUAUUAUAAAGACUAAAGUUUUAAGUUACCACUGACACUACAUCAACUGUUAUGUGUUAAUCGUACCGUUACAAGUUACCGUAACACAUAAUAGUGUUAAGACUUUUAAGUUUUAUCAAAUUUGGUAAUUUUACAGCAACCUACAGUUUUGUUCUUGACUUUCACUUUCUAGUAGAUUAAAUUUAUAGCAAUGUUAGCUUCCAUUGUCGAAUACAUUAACUCGAAGGUUUUUUGUAAUUCGUCUGAGUCGGAAAAUGAAAUGCCAGAAAAUGAUGUUGACACUGACAAUGAAGAGAAAAGGCAGAGAGUUAGUCGAAAAGUAGAAGAUUUUGAAACAGGAGAGGCAAAUGGAAAAAUUACAUCUAAAGCAGUGACAGAAAAAGUGGGUACAGUUUCUUCUGAAGUUUUCACAUCACCCAAAUGGGUAAGAACAAGUCUACCAGUUCCUAUGAUCCCAAGAGCAGAAAUCAGUGUGUGGAGCAUAUUGAAACAAUGUAUAGGAAAGGAGCUGUCCAAGAUCACCAUGCCUGUGGUGUUCAACGAACCUCUAAGUUUUUUGCAACGGCUGACCGAGUAUAUGGAAUAUAGUAUUUUACUGAAGCAAGCAGAUGAGUGUGAUAACCCAGUGGACAGGAUAGAAUAUGUUGCUGCUUUUGCUGUGUCAGCUCUAGCUUCAAACUGGGAAAGACUUGGGAAACCUUUUAAUCCUCUGCUUGGAGAAACAUAUGAACUGGUUAGAGAAGACCUUGGAUUCAAGAUUAUCUGCGAACAAGUAAGCCACCAUCCUCCCAUUAGUGCCUUUUAUGCUGACUCUCCACACUUUACGUUUUCUGGGUCUAUUCAUCCAAAGCUGAAGUUCUGGGGAAAGUAUGUAGAAAUCAAACCUGAGGGAACACUUACAGUUGAGCUACUUCGGGGUAAUACUCAUUCCACCAAUUCAGAAAAUUCCAAGUGUGAGACUUCAAGUUUCUUGGACAUCCCUAAUUCAGUUCUCUUGUGGCAGGCAGAGCCAAGACCUAGUAAUUCUGUAGAGUAUUACCACUUUUCACUUUUCACAAUGUCUCUGAACGCAUUAGUAGAAGACAUGAGAAAUACUGUGGCACCAACAGAUUCUCGAUUGCGACCAGACAUAAGAUACCUUGAGCAAGGUCUUCUUGAUAUGGCAAGUUCUGAGAAGAAAAGACUUGAGGAAAAACAGCGAGAACUUAGAAAAAGAAAAACUGUGUGGGACAACUGGUUACAAAGGUGGUUCAGACAAGAUGAAAAUCCAUAUACCAAAAUGCCUGACUGGAUUUUCACGAAUGAAUACUGGAAGAAAAAUUUUUCCCGAUGUCCAGAUAUAUUUUAAUUUAUAUCUACCAAUCACAUCAGCUGGUCAGAAGUUUAUAUUGUGAAUCACUAAUGAGAUCAGCUUGAUAUAAUACCUGAUACCGAUUUGCUUUAGUGCAACACAGUUAUUGCUUGUUUUCUUGUUAACAGUAAGCCUUAUUAUUGUUUGUGGUGGACUGAUUGUUUUCCUUGUGUCUCAAAAUUAAUUAACACUGUUUUACAGUCAGAAUUAUUUUAAAAGUACAGCAUGUCACUAGAAGCUUUUGCCUUUUCUUUAACUCCCUCUCCCUAAAAGUUUCAUAGUUAAUUUAAUCCAUUAUGCCAGUAUAUUGAAAAUUGUUUCAAUUAAAAUAAAUUUGAAAGUAUAAUGUACAAAUUUCAGUAGAUAUAUAUUGAAAAUAAAAACUUUAUAUACAAAUGUACAUACAGAUAUACAUUUUAAUAUUAACUUUGUUGGGCAUGGUGGAGGAUGUAAGUUUAGGCUUUGUAAUUAAAUAAAAGUUAUUAGAAAACAUUG
Limulus polyphemus (Atlantic horseshoe crab) is the source of this 2098-nucleotide messenger RNA. Its product is annotated as oxysterol-binding protein-related protein 2-like. The record is from RefSeq and is a predicted model, not a curated record. Gene Ontology annotation, cellular component: membrane; cytosol; intracellular membrane-bounded organelle. Bases 443 to 1600 code for a protein of 385 amino acids. The transcript is spliced from 10 exons. NCBI's taxonomy places the organism in Eukaryota, Metazoa, Arthropoda, Merostomata, Xiphosura, Limulidae. Gene Ontology annotation, molecular function: sterol binding.